Messenger RNA from Oncorhynchus kisutch (coho salmon), 1832 nucleotides. Its product is annotated as dynein light chain 4, axonemal. Gene Ontology annotation, biological process: microtubule-based process. The coding region runs from base 172 to 492 and encodes 106 amino acids. The transcript is spliced from 4 exons. Gene Ontology annotation, cellular component: dynein complex. NCBI's taxonomy places the organism in Eukaryota, Metazoa, Chordata, Actinopteri, Salmoniformes, Salmonidae. The record is from RefSeq and is a predicted model, not a curated record.
CCGACCUGAGAAUGGUAGCAAUACGCAAGACAGAGUCUAGUCUGCCGGAAACGCACAAGGAGAAGAAGGAGAGCGGGACGAAAGAAGCGGUUGCUAUGGCCGACAUGUUUCCAUGUCAACAAUAAAUGGACCAAGCUUCUCCUGAUAAACUAGCCAGAGAAGGAGAGGGGAAUGGCAGAGACAACAGAGAGCAAGAAGGAGGAGGCUGAUUACAAGAGGCUCCACAGCUUCCCACUCAUCAGGCACACAGACAUGCCAGAGGAGAUGAGAGUGGAAACGAUGGAACUGUGUGUCACAGCCUGUGAGAAGUUUGCCACCAACAAUGAGAAUGCGGCGAAGAUGAUCAAGGAGUCGAUGGAUAAAAAGUUUGGCAGCUCGUGGCACGUGGUGAUCGGGGAGGGCUUUGGCUUCGAGGUGACACAUGAGGUCAAGAACCUGCUCUACAUGUUCUUUGGAGGCAGCCUGGCCGUGUGUGUGUGGAAGUGCGCUUAGCACACACACAGGCUACACACACAAAACACACACACACCCACCCAUCCAGUCUGUCUCUACCUAACGAGUGUGUUUAUAUAUUUAUAUACACAUCCUGGAUGAUUCACCCAUCUCUGAGCUAUGCAGUCUUUUUCUUUGUCAUUUACUGAUCGUGUAUGUGUGGUGGGAAUGGAGGGUGUGUGUGUGUGUGUGUGUGUGUGUGUGUGUGUGUGUGUGUGUACACGUGUUUGUGAGCAUGUGUGAUGUCCCUUACGUCAUUGAUUGAUUAGGCUAAGUCACUCUUGAUAUAUUGUAUUCAAUAUCAGCAUGUCACACUCUUGACUUGUGUGUGCACAUACAGUAUGAAAUUGACCAAGUCUUAUCUGUAUACAGAUGUGAUAGUUUCUACAGAACAGUGAGUUCACUGCACGAAGGAGUCUGGUGUCUCUCCUACUAUCCUACUGAUGGAAUUCAGUGGGGCUGAAACACUUGCACUCUCUUUCCCUAUUACUUUCUGCUCUACUUCUUUAACUCGAGGCGGCAUGCGUGUUCUCAUCAUCUCCUCAUGCUCACCUUUGGAGAAGAAAAAAAAAUGCAUCCAGCUCCAUGUCUUUCCUCCACACCGCCUGUACGUUGGCACACUGUCGUCUCGGUGGGCUGCCAUGCCAUCUGCUGAAAAACAUCCUUACACAAGCACACACCCUCUCUCAGUCGCUUUUCUUGCUCUCAAUUCACACAUUCUGUUUAUCUAAUCCUCUCUCUAGAUUCUUGUUGCUCUCAAUUCACACAAUCUCUGUUCUCCAAUCCUCUCUAGAUAUAUUUUUCUCCGUCUUUAGUAGUAUAGUUUAAGUCUUCACCUUUCAGACAUGAGUCCCAUAAGCCACCCUUGUCUGUGUCUCUACUCCUCCUAUAACUGAUAAGAUAGCACAGGGACUUUUAUAUCCUCUCAAUGUACAGUAAAUACUUGAAUUUGAAUGUGAAGAUGGAAUCUGAUUUUGUAUAGGAUCGUCAUGGGCUUUUUAUGAAAGAACUUAUUGUUGAAAUAGUUAUUUUCUGUCACACCACUGUUAUACGAAUGUCAUGGGUAGGUGUCGUUGUUCUGAAUUUGUAUCACAACUGAUGAUAUUACAUGAGCUAUUCUGCCUCUCUAGGCCUAGGCAUUGCAUUUCAAUGAAUAUCAACCUAGGCAUGCAGUCUCAUUGCCACAUAGAAACCUUUAUGUUGCCAACUGUGGAUGUCACCAGGUACCAUAACACUGAUGCGUUGUAUUGUUGUUUUCACUUCAACACUGUGUGUUUGCAUAAAUUCAUUGAACAUGAAAUUAUUCCUGAAAGUGAUUAAAAAAUUUGAGUUUUUUCAAA